Owenia fusiformis is the source of this 1174-nucleotide messenger RNA. The record is from the annotation of a GenBank genome assembly. Lineage: Eukaryota; Metazoa; Annelida; Polychaeta; Sabellida; Oweniidae.
AUCAACACAAACAACUAAGCCAUCAACCCAAACAACUAAGCCAUCUACCCAAACAUCUCUCCGAACCAUCCAGUCAUCUAUUCAAACAACCAAACCAUCAACCCAAACAACUAAGCCAUCAACCCAAACAACUAAGCCAUCUACCCAAACAUCUCUCCGAACCAUCCAGUCAUCUAUUCAAACAACCAAACCAUCAACCCAAACAACUAAGCCAUCAACCCAAACAACUAAGCCAUCUACCCAAACAUCUCUCCGAACCAUCCAGUCAUCUAUUCAAACAACCAAACCAUCACCACAAACAACUAAGCCAUCAACGCAAACAACUAAGCCAUCUACCCAAACAUCUCUCCGAACCAUCCAGUCAUCUAUUCAAACAACCAAACCAUCACCACAAACAACUAAGCCAUCAACGCAAACAACUAAGCCAUCAACCCAAACAACUAAGCCAUCAACCCAAACAACUAAGCCAUCAACCCAAACAACUAAGCCAUCUACCCAAACAUCUUUCCAAACAACCCAGUCAUCUAUUCAAACAACCCAACCAUCUACCCAAACAACUCAGCCAUCCAACCAAACAACACAACCAUAUACACAAUCAACCAAGCAAUCCAACCAAACAACACAACCAUCCACCCAAACAACCAAACGAUCCAACCAAACAACACAACAAACUACCCAAACAAUCAUGCCACCUAACCAAACAACACAACCAUCUACCCAAACUGCCAAGCAAUCUAACCAAACAACAACAACUAAGCAAUCUAACCAAACAACACAACCAUAUACCCAAACAACUCAGCCAUCUAUAAUAACAACUGAAUCAUCUGUUAAAUCAAGUCCCCAAAAGAGGCAACAUAACAACUUUGUCAUAAUUGUUUUAGCAUGUGGGAUAUUGAUGGUGCUUUUGAUAAUCAUUGUAAUAUCUGUUGUUAUCUAUACAAGAAUAAAUAAAAGAAAUACGUAUCAAGUUGGAAAGCUAGAAGACAAAUAUUACACUGGCAACACCAAAUCACAAAGUACAAAUGAUAUCCAUAAUACAUGGACUGAAUUAUGUGACAUGACCCCUGAAACCAAAAUGGAUGAAGCAAUUUGCCCAUACGACUGAUCUACCCUUGCAACCGAGUCAUCCAUUAUCAAGGAGAAACAAAAUGUCUUUAGAAACCAAAAUAGACCA